AUGAUCGCAUCUAACUUUGAAGCCCCGCGCGCCUGUGGCAGUUGUGACAGUGGCUGCGAUGACUCAUGCUCCAACAACUGCGCCACCUGCACGGGAGGCUGUAACUUGGGCAAGACGCGAUGCAACUCCUGCAAUUGCCGCGCUGGACACUACUUUCAGGGGGGUAACAGUCAUAACAUUGCCAACAGUGGGUGUCGAGAUUGCACAGCUGGAAAAUAUCAAGAUCAGACAAGCCACUUGUCACGCUCUUGCAAAGACUGUGCAGCAGGCACAUCCAGUGGUAGCACGUCGCGCACGAGCCCGUGUCCAACCUGCGCCUCGGGUACCUUUCAACCGUCCACGGGCGCCACAUCAUGCCUGUCAUGCUCCGGUAGCGGCACCAAGUGCAACACGGGUCGCUACACCACUGGUUGUGCAGGCACUUCCGCUGGAAGUUGCACGGCAUGUGCAACCAACUACUAUCAGUCUCAAAACAGUGUAUACAAGACGGCCUGCACACGGUGCUCUACUUGCAAUGCCGGUCAAUUCUACACGUGCAACGCCAACUCAGGACUUGCAUGCACGGCAUGUGGAGGCGGCACAUAUCAGUCUUCCGACGCCCACCGCAGCACCAGCUGUUUGGCUCAAAACACAUGCGGAGCAGGCUCUUAUUUUUCGGGUAGCAUCUUCUCGGCCGGCUCGUGCACCACUUGCAAUUACGGUACCUACAUUGCCACCUCUGCCCACCGCACUACCUCAUGCACGCCGUGGCCCACCUGUCCGGCCGGCACCUUCAAGUCUGGAGCCACCACAAGAAGUGGUGGCUCGUGUGCCGCAUGUGGCAGUGGAACUUUUCAAACUACAAACAGUCACAUCCUGACGUCUUGCUCUUCUUGCGCCGCCACGGGCAAGGUCUGCGGCACUGGCCAGUAUCAAUCGGGUUGUGCUGGUCCAUCUGCUGGUGCCUGCUCCUCCUGCCCAGCCAACACCUAUCAAGCCUCUUCCUCGCACCGCCUGGCCAGCUGCACAAACUGCAGAACGUGUGGCAAAGGCCAGUAUCUUGCCAAUUGUGCUGGUGCCACUGGCCCGGGCAUUUGUCAAGUGUGCAACUCAGGCACCUAUCAGAGCCAAACUGCACACCAAGAACGCACCUGCCCAUCCUGCGCUUCCUGCAGUCCGGGCUAUUAUCGUGACGGUUGCGGUGGUGGAAGCGCAGGAACCUGCGUUGCCUGCGCGAGCGGAUUCUACCAAAGCCAGCAGACAUACGCUACGUCUUGCUACCCAUGCCCUGGCUGCCCGAGUGGCUACACCCGCACUGGCUGUGGGGGCUCCGCAGAGGGCACCUGCGUGGGUCUAGUCUGCCCCGCUUUGCCCGCAGUCAGUAGCGCCGUGCUCACGUACAGCAAUUCAGAGCGACGCUAUCCCGUUAUCGCAACGUUUGCGUAA
This is a messenger RNA of Monosiga brevicollis MX1, 1425 nucleotides long. RefSeq lists its product as uncharacterized. Gene Ontology annotation, molecular function: protein binding. Bases 1 to 1425 code for a protein of 474 amino acids. The transcript is spliced from 6 exons. The record is from RefSeq and is a predicted model, not a curated record. NCBI's taxonomy places the organism in Eukaryota, Choanoflagellata, Craspedida, Salpingoecidae.